AUGGCGGCCACGUCAGUUCCUCUGUAUUCUUCGUCUUCACAACCUCCUUUGGAUAUGGAGGUAGAUCCACCGGUGGACGAGUUUUCGUUUGGUCCUCCAAUGAGUCAAGAUGCCUCUAUGUACUCUGGAUCCAUUGAGGCGCAGGAAGAAUUCAUGGAAAGCGGUCGGAAAGACGACGCGAGUGGAGGCCCUCGGUACAGAUUUCCUUUCUAUUCGCAAAUUUUUAACAAGAAAAACUACGACUGGCUCUUAGAGGUGGAUGAAAGUAGCGACGACUUUAACAAGCCACUGCUGUAAGUACACUUUUGAACAGGAAUUAACUUUUUUCUUUGAAGAAGAAAGAGCAAGGGAAAAUCUCUGUGAAGCUCAUACCCGAGCAAUGUUUAAUAAGCGUAAACAUUGAUUUCGGACAAAUUAUUCAAUAUGCUUUUUUCCUGCAAUCAUACUCAAAGAAGUACAAAACCAGCGGAAUCUUACAAAACCAACUGUUCAUCAGAAUGAGAAAUACAACUGGAGCCAAUUAACAAAGUCUGUCUUUAGUUACAAGAAUGUUACUCUGGAAUAUUGAGUAGGGUCCAUUUUGAGGGAUGGAACUUACAAUAAUAAAGAGAGUUUUUCUUGUACAUAACUGCAUUUUACAAAUUACAUCAUAAAAUAUUUUCAGUGGAAUUUCUGUGGUAUACUAGGCCCCAUGGAUAGUGAUUUAUCCAGUUGAUAGCGUCAUCCACCUUUUCAACAACCAGGCCGCGGUUGUUCAAACAUUGGAUAGUGCUAUCCACAGGAUAAAAAUCUAUCCAAUGGAUAGUGCAAUUCGUUUCCCUAAUACUUAUCUGCUGGAUAGAGAUUUAUCCGGUGGAUAGCGCUAUCCAACAUUUGAACAACCGGGGCCAGGUGUACAAUAAUCAUUAAGGUUGGAUAUGUCCCUAUAUGCAUGAGUGUGAUAACAAUAAUAGUGUCAUCAAUAUUCUGUCAUCUUGAGAAGUAAUAUUGUUGGCAUUACCUCAUAAUAAUAUUUACUGUGUUUUUCCAGUGAAGAACUUGACAUUGAUUUGCAAGAUAUCUACUACAAGGUGCGUUGUGUUGUGUUUCCAAUUCCAUCACUGGGAUUCAAGAGAGAUGUGCUUAGAGACAGUCCAGACUUCUGGGGCCCUUUGCUUGUUGUGGUUGUAUAUGCAAUGCUGGCAUUGUUGGGACAAUUUAAGGUUAGUCAAUAAUUUUUUUGUCAAUUUAAGCAACAAGAACAUUAAAAAAGUAAUGGGUUUCGAGUGGCAAGACAACAACUUUACUCAUACAUGAGACACAUUUUUGUACAUUUUUUAGCCGUCGUUGCACGACUAUGACAUGAAAGUGCCUACAUGUAAUUUAAUGUUUUGUUGAGGACAGGACCACAAGACAACAACUUUGUUUUUCUUUACUUAAACUUCGAUAGGGUCCUUUAGAAUUCAACUCCAAAAAAAUUUGCCAACAUUUGAUGAAUUAAACGAGAUGGAACAAGUGCGAUAAAGUUUUAGGCAGUGCAAAUUCACUUUUCAAGUGAUGUUUUGGUAGCCGUAGCUGUCGUGUUUGUUAAAGCUCCCUAAUAAUAAGAAAAGGGGCAAUAUCAUCAUAGAGUAGUGAUCAAUAUUAUUACACUCAGUAGGUGUACAUUAUUUUGAUUUUAUUGACAUAAUUCUCUUGCUCUACCUUGGCUGAAAAGGCUUAGAGACGGGGUGUCAGUUAAGAUAAUAGCAUACAUGACCUUAACAAGGCUCGCAAUUAGCUUAUCCAUUGAAGCAUCAGCUGGCAUGGCAACACAACAGAGCAUAGAAUAAAUGUACUGACCACUGAGUUAUUAACUUAACAGGUUGUCUCAUGGAUAAUAACAAUAUGGCUGCUGGGAUCCCUUAUUAUUUUCUUGCUGGCCAGAGUGCUGGGAGGAGAAGUGAGUUUUCAGAAUUGAUUAAUAAAUAAAAGCACUGGUGUUUCAUGCCAUACCAGAUGUAUAUACUGCUAUUUCGAGAAAGGUUGUCGGAAAAAAUGUGCACGCAACAAAUCCCAAAAGGUAAUAUGGGAUGUGCGCAAUACACUGUUCCUGACGCUGUAGCUGUCGAACCUGCUUUUGUUGCUUUCCUUUAGCACUCACAGACACAUGUCCAUGGCUUCUCUUGCCAUUCUUUCAAAUUUCUUUGAAAAACAGAGAACUCAAAACCACCCACAAUACCUUUCGGGCUUGUCAUGUGCACUUUAUCUGACAACCUUUCUCAAAUUAGCUUUAUGUUGUUUGGAGAAAAGUGAUGUUUACCACACUUGGUGCUUGAAGACUACCCACAAUGUUAUGGUACAGACCCAUUCAAAAUAUACUUAAUAGUUUUGUUACAUUUCAGGUAAACUACUCUCAGUGCUUGGGAGUGAUUGGCUACUCACUUAUUCCGCUUGUUCUGACUGCUGCCGCUCUGCCUUUGGUCCAUUAUUUUCCCAUGGUUAGCUUCAGUGUCAAGGUAAUUAACAGAAAUUUGCUCAAACAAAAACUCCUUGUUCUGUCAAGGCUGCAGCUGAACUUGUAACCAGUGGUAGUGAUUUUGUUCAAAUUGAAACAAAAAUCAACCUUUGAAAAAAACCUAAGGCUUCCAAAAAAAAGUUUAAAAAAAUCUCUGGAACAAAACUCAACCCAGCUCCAAGAAUUUCCUAGUGCCUUACUUGCAGAACUAUGUGGCAAGGAUACGUAAGCAUUACCAGAAAUCUCCAGAUUCUUUUGAAUUCCCUCAAAACUACUUAAAUCCAGCCACAUGCACACACACACAAAUACUUGCCAAAUUUUCCUGCCCAGUCUAUUAAAUUCAAGAAUUGAAAAUUUCAAACCCAGAGAGAUUCUGCGAUCAUCCCUGUCACUUGAAAUCCAGAGUACCCCGCCACUCCUAGUUUUCUUGCUCUUCAGUUAGUGCUUUAACUCUACUUUGGACCAGCGACCACAGUGUGCUGUGUGGUUAGCUCAUUUGCCUUUUUAGAUAAAUCCCACAGUCAUGAUCUCAGACAAAAAUAUGUUCUUUAUUCAUGUUGUCUCAGAUGCUGGGCAAGAAAUGUUUAUCCCUGUUGAGGUUUAACAAAGAACCUAGAAAUAGAUGGUCUCAUUGAGGCCCCAAAAACGACCUGUUGCUAUCUUUGUUCUGGGAUGCUCUCCUGUGAAUGGCCUACAUUGUAUCUUGCGAGGCGCAAUAAUGACAUGUUAAAAUUCUGUGAGCUCUGAAGGCACAGAGCUUGGUUUCAAAGUGUUAACUUCUUUCUUCAUUAUACUCUCAUAAUGCUUUCUUAAGAUAUCCUGUCCCAGGGAACAAUCACAAUACAGUGAAACCUCUAUUAAGUGGAUCCCCAAUUAAGUGGGACAACCUCUGUUUAGCGGACACUAAGCUGGGUCCCAAAAGGAACAUCUGAUAUUUCCCUUUGUAACAAACCCCUAUUCUGCAGACACCUCUAUUAAGUGAACACGGACACUAAAAUAAGUUGUAUUUGGCUAAUUUCUAUUGUUAAAAACCUCUAUUAAGCGGACACCAGACAGAAUUGACAAUAGUAGUGUUGGAUUACGUCCUUGAAAUACGUACUGAAGUCAGUUAAUGUUUUUGCAUUUACAAACAAAUUAAAGUUGGUAAUGAAAGGUAAUGAACUUAAACUCUGGAUAGCUUCUUUGUGAUAACAAUAAUAGUGUCAUCAAUAUUCUGUCAUCUUGAGAAGUAAUAUUGUUGGCAUUACCUCAUAAUAAUAUUUACUGUGUUUUUCCAGUGAAGAACUUGACAUUGAUUUGCAAGAUAUCUACUACAAGGUGCGUUGUGUUGUGUUUCCAAUUCCAUCACUGGGAUUCAAGAGAGAUGUGCUUAGAGACAGUCCAGACUUCUGGGGCCCUUUGCUUGUUGUGGUUGUAUAUGCAAUGCUGGCAUUGUUGGGACAAUUUAAGGUUAGUCAAUAAUUUUUUUGUCAAUUUAAGCAACAAGAACAUUAAAAAAGUAAUGGGUUUCGAGUGGCAAGACAACAACUUUACUCAUACAUGAGACACAUUUUUGUACAUUUUUUAGCCGUCGUUGCACGACUAUGACAUGAAAGUGCCUACAUGUAAUUUAAUGUUUUGUUGAGGACAGGACCACGAGACAACAACUUUGUUUUUCUUUACUUAAACUUCGAUAGGGUCCUUUAGAAUUCAACUCCAAAAAAAUUUGCCAACAUUUGAUGAAUUAAACGAGAUGGAACAAGUGCGAUAAAGUUUUAGGCAGUGCAAAUUCACUUUUCAAGUGAUGUUUUGGUAGCCGUAGCUGUCGUGUUUGUUAAAGCUCCCUAAUAAUAAGAAAAGGGGCAAUAUCAUCAUAGAGUAGUGAUCAAUAUUAUUACACUCAGUAGGUGUACAUUAUUUUGAUUUUAUUGACAUAAUUCUCUUGCUCUACCUUGGCUGAAAAGGCUUAGAGACGGGGUGUCAGUUAAGAUAAUAGCAUACAUGACCUUAACAAGGCUCGCAAUUAGCUUAUCCAUUGAAGCAUCAGCUGGCAUGGCAACACAACAGAGCAUAGAAUAAAUGUACUGACCACUGAGUUAUUAACUUAACAGGUUGUCUCAUGGAUAAUAACAAUAUGGCUGCUGGGAUCCCUUAUUAUUUUCUUGCUGGCCAGAGUGCUGGGAGGAGAAGUGAGUUUUCAGAAUUGAUUAAUAAAUAAAAGCACUGGUGUUUCAUGCCAUACCAGAUGUAUAUACUGCUAUUUCGAGAAAGGUUGUCGGAAAAAAUGUGCAAGCAACAAAUCCCAAAAGGUAAUAUGGGAUGUGCGCAAUACACUGUUCCUGACACUGUAGCUGUCGAACCUGCUUUUGUUGCUUUCCUUUAGCACUCACAGACACAUGUCCAUGGCCUCUCUUGCCAUUCUUUCAAAUUUCUUUGAAAAACAGGGAACUCAGAACCACCCACAAUACCUUUCGGGCUUGUCGUGUGCACUUUAUCUGACAACCUUUCUCAAAUUAGCUUUAUGUUGUUUGGAGAAAAGUGAUGUUUACCACACAUGGUGCUUGAAGACUACCCACAAUGUUACAGUACAGACCCAUUCAAAAUAAACUUAAUAAUUUUGUUACAUUUCAGGUAAACUACUCUCAGUGCUUGGGAGUGAUUGGCUACUCACUUAUUCCGCUUGUUCUGACUGCUGCUGCUCUGCCUUUGGUGCAUUAUUUUCCCAUGGUUAGCUUCAGUGUCAAGGUAAUCAACAGAAAUUUGCUCAAACAAAACCUCCUUGUUCUGUCAAGGCUGCAGCUGAACUUGUAACCAUUGAGUGUUCUUUUGUUCAAAUUGAAACAAAAAUCAACUUUGAAAAAAACCUAAGGCUUCCAAAAAAUAAAAAAAUCCCUGGAACAAAACUCAAUCCAGCUCCAAGAAUUUCCAAGUGCCUUACUUGAAGAACUAUGUGGCAAGGAUACAUAAGCACUACCAGAAAUCUCCAGAUUCUUUUGAAUUCCCUCAAUACUUGCCAAAUUUUCCUGCCCAGUCUAAUAAAUUCAGGAAUUGAAAAUUUCAAACCCAGAGAGAUUCUGCAAUCUCCCUGUCACUUGAAAUCCAGAGUACCCUGCCGCUCCUAGUUUUCUUGCUCUUCAGUUAAUGCUUUAACUCUACUUUGGACCAGCAACCACAGUGUGCUGAGUGGUUAGCUCAUUUGCCUUUUUAGAUAAAUCUCACAGUCAUGAUCUCAGACAAAAUUAUGUUCUUUAUUCAUGUUGUCUCAGAUGCUGGGCUAGAAAUGUUUAUCCCUGUUGAGGUUUAACAAAGAACCUAGAAAUAGAUGGUCUCAUUGAGGCCCCAAAAACGACCUGUUACUAUCUUUGUUCUGGGAUGCUCUCCUGUGAAUGGCCUACAUUGUAUCUUGCGAGGCGCAAUAAUGACAUGUUAAAAUUCUGUGAGCUCUGAAGACACAGAGCUUGGUUUCAAAGUGUUAACUUCUUUCUUCAUUAUACUCUCAUAAUGCUUUUUUAAGAUAUCCUGUCCUAAUAGAGGUUUCACUGUAUUGUGAUCGUUCCCUUAAGCGGAUCCCCAAUUAAGCGGACACCCUCUAUUUAGCGGACACUAAGCUGGGUCCCAAAACGAACGUCUGAUAUUUCCCUUUGUAACGAACCCCUAUUCUGCAGACACCUCUAUUAAGCGGACGCGGACACUAAAAUAAGUUGUAUUUGGCUAAUUUCUAUUGUUAAAAACCUCUAUUAAGCGGACACCGGACAGAAUUGACAAUAGUAGUGUUGGAUUACGUCCUUGAAAUACGUACUGAAGUCAGUUAAUGUUUUUGCAUUUACAAACAAAUUAAAGUUGGUAAUGAAAGGUAAUGAACUUAAACUCUGGAUAGCUUCUUUAACAACAUGCAACUUUAUCACAGUUCAGAGUAACCAUUGAGUGUUGAUCAUUAACAAACAUUGUGCAAUUUUUACAACCCUUAUUAAGCGGACACCCUCUAUUAAGCGGACACUUGGGAAGGUCCCAAAGGUGUCCUCUUAAUAGAAGUUUCACUGUAUUAUUUGUUUUUGUUGAAAGCAUCAUCAUGGUAACAUCCAUUAAUUAUUUUUUCCAUUUCAGCUGUUUGGUGUGGUUUGGGCAUCAUACAGCGCAGGAUCUCUCCUCAUACAAGAUGAACUCAAGAACAAAAGACUGUUACUCAUGUACCCAAUAUUACUCCUCUAUAUCUACUUCUUUUCUCUGUAUACUGGUGCAUGA
This is a messenger RNA of Porites evermanni, 6697 nucleotides long. The record is from the annotation of a GenBank genome assembly. Lineage: Eukaryota; Metazoa; Cnidaria; Anthozoa; Scleractinia; Poritidae.